AUGGCUAAAAUUCCUGGCAUUUUCGUUUAUCAUAAUCCAGAAAUACCCGACUUGCAAGUUACUUGGCCUGAAAUUUUCUUUUUCAGGGUGAUUGGCGGAGAUUUAUGCCUUAUUGGGCUAAAGGAACCAAAGUCGUUGGUGUUUGAUGUUUUGGCAUUGGAGACCAACUAUUCAAGAUGGAAUGUGAAGUACUGUCUAGACCUUUCUGCACUCGCUACUUUGUAUCCAUCAAUGGUGCUGGAGAUGACUGGUGAUCCUUCUCGUGAUUGGUUAAGGUGUGAAUUCCUCAUGCUUAGCUGUUGUGUUAAUGAGACAAGGAAUCAAACUGAGUUACUGAUAUCAGUACCAGGUAAAAUUCUCUCAUUUGACAUGAACAACAUGGUUGUCAAAGAAAUUACAGAUUUCGUUGUUGGGAGUACUUGCGAAAAAUGUGCGGAUCUCUCUAGAUACCGAUGA
Molecule: messenger RNA, 456 nt
Organism: Oldenlandia corymbosa var. corymbosa
Lineage: Eukaryota; Viridiplantae; Streptophyta; Magnoliopsida; Gentianales; Rubiaceae
Source: the annotation of a GenBank genome assembly